GACGUUCCGCGAGGACGACACGACCAUUGACGAAACUCUACGGGAUCGGCACGUGCUGUUUGGCCCAAGUUAGCUACUCCCACAAGGUAUGACUGUUCUUUUGUGCCGUGUUAUAACACAGUGACACGGAAGGCGUUGCUUGCCCUGGCGGCGCCUUUUAGCAACGACAUACUGACCUCAGCGCACUGUGAAACUGUGAAACGAUACCGGCGGUGCACGUGAGAGUGCUUAGUGCAUAAUCGGUUAUAGCAUGUGUUGUAUGUGAGGUUGUGGGGUUAGCUGACACGCAGGAAGUCGUGCCAUGCUGCAGACUGUAGUGCUGGUCAGAGAAACUUAUCAGAGUGAGGACUUUGAACUGUGAAACUGUGAAACUAUACCAGCGGUGCACGUGAGAGCGCCUAGUGUAUAAUCUGCCAUAGCUUGUGUUGUAGGUGGGUUAGCUGACACGCAGGAAAUCGUGCCAGACUGACGACUUUAGCGCUAGUCACGGGUAAUACAGGUGACCGCCCGCCAAAGUGGUCAUAACACAUAGGACGAGAAAUCCAUAGGAAUUGUGAAGGCCUUUUAUGAAACAGAGGUUUAUGGCUGGCGUUCGGGAAUUUGGGUUGAAUUUGGACAUUGAACAGAGUGCACAGACGAUACAAGGGAAGGAACGGAAAGGGCAAAGGGGCCCAGAGAAGCCUUCCCUGAGAUAGAAAGCCCAGAGAAAGGAGCAGGGUUGCGCGAGAGAGAUACAAGGGAAGGAACAGAAAGGGAAAGGGCCCGGAGAAGCCUUCCCGGGGUCAGGAAGGCCCAGAAAGGUAAAAUAGUAGCGCAACCGAUAAACGGGAAGGUACAGAAAGGGCAACAGGGCCCGGAGAGACCUUUCCCGAGCCCGGAGAGCCCAGAAAAUAUUGUAUAGAAAGGGCAAGAAAGGGCAACUGAUACAGGGUACAGAAAGGGCAACAGAGCCCGGAGAAGACUUACCCGAGACGACAGAAAGAACCAAAGGACUGAAAGGGAGGUCACAGAAAGGGAAAGGAAAAUGGAGAAUCCCGAAGAAGACUCCCAGGAAACAAUGCAGACACACGGAGAAGAACCCUCGAAGAGCUCGCCAGAGAAGGUAGAAACUAACAAUGGUGAUGGCGCCUUGGCUCUACAACUUCAAGAGCAGGUGCAGAGCGAUGAUGAAAGUGAGCUGGACAAAUACGAUGACGACUUUGAUGAGUUGAACAACCAGACUGGAGGGAAGGAACUUCAAUUUUCGAGGCUUUCUGAAGCUAUCUGUGGUCUAGAGGAGCGCCUCGCGGCGCGUCUCACGGAGCAGAUCGAAAGGGGAAUAGCACAAGCCAUGCUCCAAGUGAAGACACAAGAAGGUUCCGAGAGAAGGGGACAACGAGGAGAGAGAGACAUGGACAUAACACAAGAGCGCCCCGUGGAGCCGCUGAACCAGGAGCGACAGCUUUGUGUCAAGGCAUCGCAUUCUGACGAUGGUUCAACAGUAAGCACGAGUGACGCUCUCGAAAGGAAUAAAGGUCAAGGACAAAUCAUAAGCAAGACGGCCUCUGGCAGGAAUGCCUCGCCCACUCUGAGUGUAAGGAGUGUAAGGAAACAACAGCCUGAUUCGGAAGAAAGAUUCCCUUCAGCUACAGAGCCCAAGGAACCACUGUCGGCUGACGAUUUCGCCAAUAAGUGGGAGAAGGGCAUGGAGCGAAUCAUUGCCACUAUUGAGAGGCCCAAGCCGGCCAUGCCCACGUUCUCGGGCGAGUCCAGGGAAGAAUUCGCCCUAUUCAUGCGGCGUUUCACUGGUUACUUGGAAGGCCACCCUGUUCGUCCAAAAGCGAAGUUAGAAAUGCUCAUAGCGGCAUGCACAGGCGAAGAAAUGAAGGACGCCUUGGUCAUGUACACUCAAUUAGAUCCCGAGGAAGGCUAUAAAGAGGCCAUGGAAAUGCUCCAGGAGAGAUUAGGAAGCACGCAGGAUCAUAUGGAUGAAGCCAUCCACGAGCUUCAGCACGGGCCACAGAUACAAGACACCGAUAAAAGGGGACUCGAUCAGUUUAUCAAUAAAUUGUGGAAUACAUUCAUUGCCCUGCAACUGGCUGGCAGGCAGGCUGAUCUGGACAACUUUGGUAUCCUUUCGAACUUGGCGAAUCGACUUACUGGUAAGCUACGGGAGCGUUAUGAGGACCAAUUACUCAAAUAUAAAACUAAAAGGGAUUCGAGACCCGGAAUCAAGUGGUUUCGUGGCCUAUUGAUGAUAUACAGUCGAAAACUGCAGCAGGUUUUCAGCAAGACACAGGGAGAUGGCGAGAAGAAAGGGACACAAAACGCUGACAAUAAGGCCGAAGGCGGUGGCCAGGGAAGUACCGCAAAGCGAAAGGCCGAGGAGGACAGCAAGGAUGCCACGGUGAAAAGGAGGGCCAUGGGCUUUGCAUCAACAGCAGGAUGGCCACCCGGCAGGAGAAACCAAAAUGACAAGAGGCAAAACCCAACUCCGUGUGUUCUCUGCAACAGGAACCAUCCAUUAUUUGCAUGCUGGGACUUUCGCUUUAUGAGCGUGGCAGAGCGCUGGGAAGCAACGAAGAAAGCCCAAGCCUGUUAUAUUUGUUUGGGCCUUGGCCACACUGCCAGUGAAUGUAAGGUGCCCAAGCAAGUAUGUGGCCUACAAGGAUGUACGCAGAAGCACUCAAGAUGGUUGCAUAGGCCGGAGAAGCGAAAGGAUGGAGAACCCGAGAGGAUUGUGACGUUAUACACCCCGGAGGUAAAACACAAGGCAGGAUAUGCAAGACAAGAGGACGCAUGACUGCCAGUGGACAAAAUCGCCCUGCCCGUAGUGGAGGUGUUGGUAAAAGCGAAGAAGGAUUCCACAGGGGGGCACCGCACAAGAGCACUCUUAGACUCCGGCAGUAACAGGUCAUUUUGCACUGAACGUCUUCAGAUGCUGGUGGGUGCAGAGGGCAGGCCGAUUGACAUAACACUGGAUACUCUUUGCGGGGAGGAG
This is a messenger RNA of Eriocheir sinensis (Chinese mitten crab), 2980 nucleotides long. RefSeq lists its product as uncharacterized. The record is from RefSeq and is a predicted model, not a curated record. The coding region runs from base 1025 to 2782 and encodes 585 amino acids. The transcript has a single exon. Lineage: Eukaryota; Metazoa; Arthropoda; Malacostraca; Decapoda; Varunidae.